Molecule: messenger RNA, 783 nt
Organism: Beauveria bassiana ARSEF 2860
Lineage: Eukaryota; Fungi; Ascomycota; Sordariomycetes; Hypocreales; Cordycipitaceae
Product: Ras family protein
Exons: 1
Coding region: 1-783 (260 amino acids)
Biological process (GO): regulation of endocytosis
Cellular component (GO): endosome
Molecular function (GO): GTP binding; GTPase activity
Source: RefSeq, a predicted model, not a curated record
AUGUCGGCGCCGUGGGACUACAUUGCCAAGCUAGUCUGCAUCGGCGACUCGGGCUGCGGCAAGUCGAGCCUCACUAUCCGCCUCUGCGAAGGCCGCUUUUCGCCGCACCACGACGUCACCAUCGGCGUCGAAUUCGGCUCGCGCAUCGUCCCCGUCGGCCCUCCUCACAGCCAAACCAUGGCCCUCCCUCCCACCACGUCCUCAUCAUCCUCGAUACCGGCCACCUCGGCCACCACGACAACAUCCACGGGCCUGCCUGAGCCGCCCCGCGACCCCAGCAAAACGCCCCAAAAGCACAUGAAGCUCUCCCUCUGGGACACGGCCGGCCAGGAAACCUACAAGUCCGUCACCCGAUCCUACUUUCGCGGCGCGUCCGGCGCCCUCCUCGUCUUCGACCUCUCCCGCAAGCAGACGUUUGACCACGUCACCGACUGGCUCAGCGACCUGCGCCAGAUUGCCGAGCCCGACAUUGUCGUUGUCCUCGUCGGCAACAAGGCCGACCUCGUCGGCGACGAGACGAAGCGCCAAGUCUCAAGGCAGCAGGCGCAGGAGUGGGCCCGCGGCAACGGCGUGCUCGAGUACGUCGAGACGAGCGCCAAGAGCGGCGAAAACGUGGAGAGCGCCUUUAUGCGCGUCGCCGAGCGCAUAUACCAUAAUAUCCAGGCAGGCAAGUACGAUCUCAACGAUCGACGGUCCGGCGUCAAGGGGCCCACCGCUGGUGGGAGCAGGCAGGUCAAGUUGGGGCCCAACGGGACCAAGUCUAUGACGGGCGGGUGCUGCUAA